AAAGUCAAUAUCUGCCAGAACUCACACGUGGGCAAGCUUUGACAGAGCUGGCACUCUCUCUCUGUCCCUCUCUCUCUCUCUCUCUCUCUCAAGGCUUUCUCUUCUCUUCUCUUCUGAUUCAAGCCUCUGCGGCUCUCUCUCUCUCUCUCUGAGUAAUCCAAUACAUGGGUCACCAUCGAUCUAUGACAUAGAUGCCUCCUUUUGUCUGCUUUCUUAUAAAAAUUCGGUGACCUACUUUCUCUUGUUUAAUUUCCUUGCCUUUUAAGCACUCUCUUGCCCUUUUCCAUUCCUCUCUUUCCUUCUCUCCCUCCCCCACCUCUUCAAUUCAACUCUCUAUACACCCAGAAACCACACUGACAUGCUCUAAUAUAUUGAAUGUCCAGAGAAAGUUCUUGGCUUGGUAGGGAUCAGAGAGUUGAUGAGAUAGGAAAGAGGAUCAAGAGGGAGAUCGAUGCUUCGUCUCAUCAAAUGGGAAGGAGGCAUAUGCUAGGACCGCCGGGCACCACCUUGAACACCGCCACCCCUUGCGCUGCUUGCAAGCUGCUUCGCCGAAGAUGCGCCGAAGAAUGCCCUUUCUCCCCCUAUUUCUCCCCUCACGAACCCCAGAAAUUCGCCGCAGUUCACAAAGUCUUCGGCGCAAGCAACGUCUCCAAGAUGCUCAUGGAGGUUCCAGAGAGCCAAAGAGCGGAUGCUGCAAACAGCCUGGUUUAUGAAGCGAACGUGAGGCUUAGGGACCCUGUAUAUGGAUGCAUGGGCGCCAUUUCGGCGUUGCAACACCAAGUUCAGACGCUACAGGCGGAGCUGAACGCAAUAAGGGCGGAGAUAUUGAAAUACAAAUAUAGAGAGGCUGCUAACAGUAUCAUUAUUGCUUCUAGUACUGCUGCUUUAGUAUCUUCUGGGGCUGUGUCGGUUGCUGUACAGCCAUCGGUUCCCGUUUCUUCUUCUCCUCCUCCGCCCCCGCCACCGCCGUUGCCGCUGCCGCCUCGGCCGUCUGUUGUGGUGUCUUCUUCUUCUUUGUACACAUCGCCUGCUACUACAUCAGGCUAUAACUCCAUCCACAGUGACAGCAUUCCAUAUUUUGACUAAUUAUAUAUCAUCAUCAGUUGCAGUACUUGCAUUCCCAUCUUAAAACUUUAAACUUCUGUUUGAUAUAAUUAUUAUAGUAACCUCAUAAAAACUUUUGCAGUGGGUUUUCUGAUUACUAUUACAAUAUUAACCCCAAACCAGAAAGAAUUAAGAUUUCAAGUUUUCAUUUCUUGCCUUAGUGUGAAAUGUCUUUUACUUAAGCUAUACAUAUGUCUGAUGUAACAAAGCUGGCUAGGAUGAGGCACUGCAAGGGAACGGGACGGAGGACGAGUGGUUGCUUUGAUUUUCCGGCCGGCGAGUUAUGAAUUUCCGGUGAGAUUUCAAAAGCUUGGAAAGUAGUUCAUUGCACGUGUGGGGAAUAUAUAUUCUGACUGAACUUAAUUGAAAGUCCAUGGGUACAUGCUAGUCUGUGCCAUUAAAGGACCUGAAGGAUCAUUAAAGGAUGUGGAGGAGACAAAAGGCAUGGUGAUGCAUGUGGGUCUCCCCAUACCGAGAGUUGAAACUUCAAAUGAAUU
Diospyros lotus (date-plum) is the source of this 1601-nucleotide messenger RNA. RefSeq names its product LOB domain-containing protein 15-like. Bases 376 to 1086 code for a protein of 236 amino acids. The transcript is spliced from 3 exons. NCBI's taxonomy places the organism in Eukaryota, Viridiplantae, Streptophyta, Magnoliopsida, Ericales, Ebenaceae. The record is from RefSeq and is a predicted model, not a curated record.